AUUGAGAAGGAGCCGAGAAAACUAAAACGCCUAUUGUUCCAUCUCUUCGUCUCUCCUUCCUUCUCUCUCUCACGGUCUCUCCUAGUUCCAUGGCAUGCUUUGGGGCUAUGUUUAAGUAUGAAAGCAGCAACAACAGAGGAAUCAACCGUUACUAUGGGUGAGGAGAGACGGAAGACGAGACUCGCCGAGUCAAGCCAAGCCCAGCAUUCGGUUCCUUAAAACCAAAGCAAGGUAGAAGAUUUAUCCAUGCUGAAUAUAUUUCCCUGAACAUGGGCUAAUUGGAGAUAUCUGUUGAAUUGGUGAAGGGGGUUUAACCAAAGUAACGAAUGGCGCAAAAGGGGGUUUUCUCUGAGUACAUUAUCGUCCAUCAAGUUAUGCAUAGGUCAACUCAAGGAACUGUUGUGAGGCAGUUAAAGUUUGCUACAGUAUCUUGGUGGAGCUAAACACAAAUGCCUCUUCUCAAUCGAGGUAAUCUAAAUUACCUCUCUGAAAUGUCCCAUCUUUAAGUCCAUGUCCCUGUCCCUGUCCCUGUCCAUGAUGGUAGAAUGAUAACAAAUGCCUAGGGUUGGUCCUCUCUGAAUGUCACUGUCCCUAAUGAAAACGAGAUUGUCCCCGGUUCUAUAAUAUCUCGGGUUCCUAGUCACCGAGCUGAAACAAAUGCCUCGUGCUGCUAAGGUAAUUUUAAUUACCUCUCUUAAGGUCCAUGUCUCUAUCCCUGAUGGUAGAAUGAUAACAAAUGCCUCUCUGAAUGUCCCAUCUUAAAGUCCCUGUCCCUGGCCAUGAUGGUAGAAUGAUAACAAAUGCCUCGGGUUGCUCGAGGUAAUCUAAAUUACCUCUCUGAAUGUCCCUCUCCCUGUCCAUGUCCCUGAUGGUAGUAUGAAAACAAAUGCCUCGUGUUGAUUGAGGUAAUCAAAAUUACCUCUUUGAAUGUCCAUGUCCCUGUCCCUGAUGGUAGAAUGAAAACAAAUGCCUCGUGUUGGUCCCUGUCCCUAAUGAAAAUGACUGUCCCAGUUCUGUGUAGAUUCUCGUGUUCCUAGUAACCGAGCUGAAAAAAUGCCUCAUGUUGGUUCAGGUAAUUUAAAUUACCUCUCUGAAUGUCCCUGAUGGUAGGCUCUGCAGUCCCAGCUUCUUAAAUACUCGGGUUCCUAGUCACCCAAUGUAAAAACAAAUGCCUCGUCUAUGAAAUAGCUUGAGAUCCUAGUCACUCAAGCCAAAAAAAAUGUCCUUAUGGUAAAACGCAAGUGAGGGUUCCUAGUCACCAGAGCGAAAAGAACAAAUGCCUCGACUCGGUAUGAGAUCCUUGUUGCUCAUGCAACUGGGAUUUCCAUUAGUGUGGGGGUUUCGCCAUCUAACCCAAAAACAAAUGCCCCCGUAUGAGAUUGAGGGUUCCUAGUCACCUGAGUGAAAAGAACAAAUGCCUCGACUCGGUAUGAGAUCCUAGUUGCUCAUGCAAUUGGGAUUUUGCAUUAGUUUGGGGGGUUUAGUCAUCUAACCCAAAAACAAAUGCCUCCACGCGGUAUGAGAAUGAGAUAUCUCGUUAGAAAUACUUAUGCCGAAAGUGAACUCCUAAAUUACGCAAAUCAGGCUGUUGUUCCUCGGUUUCCAAAGAUCAUCAUCAGGUUAUUUUCAGGGUAGACUCUUCGGUUUAUAUUCUUCCUCAUAUUCCCAUUUUAAGAAUUGGAAUCAGGCUGUUAAAAUUAUGCAUAUUGCCUUUGCUUAAACUUGUCUCUAGUUCAAUUAGAAAGUAGAUCAUUCUAUAAGUUGUUACUGUUACUAUAAAAAGAUAGUAAAUCACUUGAUAAUUAUAACUCCUUUUCUAAUCUUUGUGCUCAUAUAAUUAUAGAGCAGAUUGUUAAGUUCUAACACUUUUUUAACUUGCUAACUGAUAGUUUUGUUUGUCAAAAUUCCAUCAAGGAUUGAGUUUGUUGAGUUCUUUAGGUGACUAGAGCUAAUUAAAAUGGUUCAACUCAUGUUUACACAUGUGAUUCUCUGUUGAAAUUUUAUUCCUGUAAAUUGUCAAUUUUAAUAUAUUGUAGGAUCUUGAUAUCUUUAUACAAAUAUAGAAAGCUGCAUUUUUUUCUAUUAUUUGUGGCAUUCAAGUUCGUCUAGAAAGCCAUUCAAUUACUUGUAGUAUGAGUGAUACAAUGUUUUCCUGUGCUUUCAUUUAAGUGUAGCCGUGUAGAUAAAUAUGUGACAGCUGAAUGUUGUUCUGGAAGAUCGUAUAGUUGUGUCUGCUUACUAUAUCUUGUGUUGUGUUAAGUAGUGUUCACAAUAUUGAUUGAGCAGUAUCUUCUCUGAGCAGUAUUUUUUGUGAUGGUUCAUAUUUGAUUCUUAGAGAACCUCAUUGUUGUACCCACGAUCUGUCAUCUCGGGCAAUAGGCAAAGGGCCUAGGCCAGGCGCAUCUAAUGGACCAAGAGCGUAUUACUGAUUGGCCCAUCAGGCCCAGAGAAAGGAAGAGAGCGCGGAGAUGCUUCGUGUUGGUCAGCUCGCAGCUCGGGCUUGGUCAAAGAUUCCCGCAUUCAAGAGGAUUAAUUAGGAUACGCAAAUCGUGCCCUAUUAAUUAUGCAUUAAUUAGGUAAUAAAUUGGUCAGUAUAAAUAUGUAAGGGGGGAGAUAUUCAAACACUCUCAAUUCAGUUCGGAACCUCCAACGGCGAUAAGCUCCUCCGUAUUCAAAAUCACUUCGGAAAGAGAGAAUUGAUCUCGGUUCUCACAUUUGGCGCUAGAAGGAGGGGGAGAAAUCGUCUGACUCUUAUUAGUUUCGACUUCAUAUAUAAAUCCACUACACACAACCACCGCUGUGACAACCGACUCUCCCAAUCAGGCAUCCCUGGAGGUGAUCCAGAAGCUCUUGCAGGACUUGUCUGAGAAGUCCGAUCGUCAGCAAGCCGCUUCCGCCGCUCUUACCGAACGUUUUGACAGCUUGGAGGGUCAGGUCUCCACCCGUUUGGAGGAAGUCACGACGUCCGUAGCUGACCUCUAAGCCUCCCACCGCGCGUACGCCGAUCGGGUUGAUUUCCUGUCCUCCGACCAAAACCCACAUCGACGUGCUUUGGAUUUUCCAGUGUUACUCCACCUUCCACCUCCCAAGUGGCAGCAACAAAUGUCACUCCGGGAGAUUCAUUCCCACCUCAAAUCAAUACGCAAACAGCGCCACUGCUGGUUGGCAAUGGCCACACUCCGGUUCAGCCCGGUGUCGCCAAAUCUUCCGAGGUCCCAGUCCGUCUUCCUCUCCCUGUGGAUGGAAACACUUCGACUCCGGGGUAUGUUACCAAUCCCGAGAUCUUCCGCAUGCAGAGCGAAAUCCGGGACAUGCGGUCCGUGAUGCACAGUGCAACCACUUCAGCUCCGGAUAUCUUUCGCGUGAUCGAGGAGUCGACGCGAACUCGUUUUUCCGAUCAAAUAUCCCGAGUCCGCAUCAAAGCUACUGGCAAAAUUAAGUUCUCGAGCUACGAAGGAAAAGGAGAUCCGACCAAUCAUCUCAAGACCUUCUUGUUGACAGCUAGCCGGGUGGACCUCGAGCCUCACGAAGCAGACGCUGGGUAUUGCAAGCUGUUUGCAGAAACGUUUUGUAGACCGGUACUACUUUGGUUCGCGUCUUUAGCAGCCGGCUCCAUAACAAACUUCACCGAGCUGUCAACCUUGUUUGUCAAGCAGUAUUCUAGCUUAAUCAAAACCGCGGUGACAGAUGCUCAGCUUUGGAACUUAAGCCAAAAGGCUGGAGAGUCUCUCCGGUCUUACAUAACAAAGUUCAAGGAGAUCCAGGUCAAUAUUCCAGGACUCUCGGACUCCACAGCUCUGGCCGCGCUUAAGAACGGCCUCUGGCACGAAUCUCGCUUCCGCGAAGAGUUGUCCGUGAAUCGGUUCCCAACCAUUCAGGACGCGUUACACCGGGCAUCGAACAGGAUAGUCGCAGAGGAAGACAAAAUCGCCGCUGCACAAAAACAAAACGCUCCGCCUACAGGAAAACCACGGUUCGAAGCGCCCGCCAAAAAGACUCCGCCUACGACUCCGAAGUCUGGUCCGAGCACGUUCGCAGUCACUCAAUCUCCUAAAAAGAAUUCUCCAAAGAGUUCACCGUCCAAACCUCCAUUUUCACCGCGCUCCAAGUAACAAGUGGGUCCGAGAUGAGGACACGUACUGCGAGCUCCAUAAAACCAACAGUCAUUCCACUCGUGACUGCAAGAAGCUGAUGCACCUCCUCGCAGAAAAAUAUGUGGCGGGAGAAAUGCCAAAUGUAACGAUCGAGGAGUUGGAGCAGAAAGCGACUCCCGAGAUGGACGAAGAUGCUCCACCUCCGAAAAAACCGAAGCAAUCUGACGGCAAUGCAGCCCCCAAGAAAAGAAUAGACGUGAUAAUGGGAGGAUUGCGACUCUUUCGAAACUCCAUCACUGCGAUCAAAGACCAUCAGCGAAAGCUCACCAGCCCUCAGCCGAAGCGAGCUUACUUCAAUGGGUCAAAGAAGAUGUUAAAUUUCCAGAUGGGUAUGUAGCUGAUUUAGCUAGUUGUGCAGACAUCAAGGAUGGAAAGUUUUCAGGAAUGAAAAGUCAUGAUUGCCAUGUCUUUAUAGAACGAUUGCUUCCAUUUGUGUUUGCAGAGUUGUUACCACGUGACGUCCAUCUUGCAAU
This is a messenger RNA of Camelina sativa (false flax), 4627 nucleotides long. Lineage: Eukaryota; Viridiplantae; Streptophyta; Magnoliopsida; Brassicales; Brassicaceae. The record is from RefSeq and is a predicted model, not a curated record.